GUGCUCUUUUCAUAAGUUAUGUUUUGUUGUGGCGACCUCUCGCGUUAGCACGUAUCAGCUGCUCGCCCUUCCCACUGGACGCACGCAUGUUUACAUCGGCGCCUCCCGAAAAUUUCGCGCACUGACCAACAGAGGCCAUGGAUGACGACGGUGUGCUCACGACGCUCAAAAUUCUCAUCAUAGGAGAGAGUAACGUCGGAAAAUCAAGUUUGCUGCUUCGAUUUACGGAUGAUGUGUUCGACCCAAACCUGGCAGCUACAAUAGGUGUCGACUUCAAAGUUAAAACUCUCACUGUGGAUGGGAACAAAGCGAAAUUAGCCAUUUGGGACACAGCAGGUUCAGAAAGGUUUCGCACUCUCACACCAAGUUAUUACAGAGGAGCUCAAGGUGCAAUCCUUGUGUACGACGUCUGCAACUACAGCACGUUCCAGAAGCUAGACCACUGGCUUGCUGAGCUGGAGACCUACUGCACGCGGAACAAUGUUGUCAAGAUGCUCGUGGGCAACAAAAUUGACAAGCAUGAAAAUCGUGUGGUGACCAAGGAGCAGGGUAUGAACUACGCCCGGAAGCAUUCCAUGCUUUUCAUUGAAGCCAGUGCCAAGACGAGAGAUGGAGUCCAAUGUGCCUUUGAGGAACUUGUAGAAAAGAUCAUCCAAACGCCUGGUCUGUGGGAGAACCUCCGUACCGACGCGAUCCGGCUCAGUGAACAGGCGUCAAAAGCUGGCAGCUGGUGCUAUUGCUAACACCGGCUGUUUGUGUUCCAUGCUGCAGCUGUAUAGACUGUUGUGCACGAGCAAAUGUAUAUUUAACAAUGGCACCAGAAGUGUAGCUGUUCACCGUUCAUUUUGUGGCGGGUCCAAGAGCGUACAGCUGCAUGCUAGAGUUUUGGUGCAUACACAUUUUUAAUAUAUUAAAAGUAAAUUUAAAACCUUGAUGCGUUUUACCUGCUUGUUUAACGCAGACCUUGUAUUGCACUGGCAUGAAACGUUAAGUAAACUCACCAAAGAAUUAAGCUCUUUGUCAUGUGCUCGUUGUCUAAAUUGUUGAAUUGAUUCUUUUUAUAUAUGUAAAAAUGCUAAUCGGCUUCCUGCUGGAGCAGGCUUGUGUUGCUACAUUUUGCGAUAAUAAACACACUGCAUUCUCA
Molecule: messenger RNA, 1144 nt
Organism: Rhipicephalus sanguineus (brown dog tick)
Lineage: Eukaryota; Metazoa; Arthropoda; Arachnida; Ixodida; Ixodidae
Product: ras-related protein Rab-18-B
Exons: 7
Coding region: 138-743 (201 amino acids)
Molecular function (GO): GTP binding; GTPase activity
Source: RefSeq, a predicted model, not a curated record